This is a messenger RNA of Dictyostelium purpureum, 1596 nucleotides long. RefSeq names its product protein phosphatase 2A catalytic subunit. Gene Ontology annotation, cellular component: cytosol. The transcript has 3 exons. Gene Ontology annotation, biological process: peptidyl-serine dephosphorylation; mitotic cell cycle. Gene Ontology annotation, molecular function: protein serine/threonine phosphatase activity. The record is from RefSeq and is a predicted model, not a curated record. Lineage: Eukaryota; Evosea; Eumycetozoa; Dictyosteliales; Dictyosteliaceae. Bases 480 to 1400 code for a protein of 306 amino acids.
CCAACAACACCACAAAAACUUCAAUUUUUUUUUAUAUUAUUUUUUUAUAUUUAUUAUUAUAAAAAUAUAUAUAUAUAAACAAAAUAUUUUUUGGAAAUUUUUUUUUUUUAAUAAUUCAGAAAACAAAAAAAUAAAAAAAAAAACAAAAAUAAAGAAAAAAAAACAGUAAAAAAAAAAGUUUUUUUUUAAAUAACAAAUAAUAAUAGAUAGAUAAUAAAUAAUAAUAUUAUUUAAAAUCAAACUAAACAACAAAUAAUUAAUUGUAUUAUAUAUGCGUUGUGUGUGUAAAUAUAUUUAAAAUCAAGCAUAUUUUUUCAAGCUAUUCAAUUGUUUAGAAAUAAUUUUUUAAAAAAAAAAGAAAAGCAAAUUUUAAUAUCAAAAAUAUAUUUUAAUUUUAAUAAAACAAAUAAACAAAAAAAAAAAGAAGCGUAAUUAAUUUUGUGUAUAUAUAUAUAUAAAUAAAAUAAAAUAAAAAAAAGAUGGGUGAAUUCAAUGAUGUAGAUAGAUAUAUUUCAAUUUUAAAGGAAUGCAAACCUUUAUCAGAAAGUGAUGUCAGGGAUUUAUGCGACAAAGCACGUGAAAUUUUAUCAAAAGAAUCAAAUGUACAACCAGUUAGAUGUCCAGUUACAGUUUGUGGUGAUAUCCAUGGUCAAUUCCACGAUCUUAUGGAGUUAUUCAAAAUUGGAGGCAAUUGUCCAGAUACCAAUUAUUUAUUUAUGGGUGAUUAUGUCGAUAGAGGUUUUUAUUCAGUCGAAACUGUUACUUUAUUAGUUGCUUUAAAAGUUCGUUAUAAGGAUCGUGUCACAAUUUUAAGAGGUAAUCACGAAUCAAGACAAAUUACUCAAGUAUAUGGUUUUUAUGAUGAAUGUUUAAGAAAAUACGGUAAUCCAAAUGUUUGGAAACUUUUUACAGAUUUAUUCGAUUAUCUCCCAUUAACAGCUUUAAUCGAAAACCAAGUAUUUUGUCUUCACGGUGGUUUAUCUCCAUCAAUCGAUACAUUAGACCACAUUGAAAAUUUAGAUCGUGUUCAAGAAGUACCACACGAAGGUGCUAUGUGUGAUCUUUUAUGGUCCGAUCCAGAUGAUCGUCUUGGUUUUGGUUACUCACCAAGAGGUGCUGGUUACACAUUUGGUAAAGAUAUCUCUGAACAAUUUAAUCAUAACAAUGGUCUCACUUUAGUCGCUAGAGCUCAUCAACUUGUCAUGGAAGGUUAUAAUUGGUGUCACGAUCAAAAUGUAGUUACAAUUUUCAGUGCUCCAAAUUAUUGUUAUAGAUGUGGUAAUCUUGCUGCUAUAAUGGAAAUUGAUGAAAAAAUGAAACACACUUUCCUUCAAUUUGACCCAGCCCCAAGAAGAGGUGAACCACAUGUAACUCGUCGUACUCCGGAUUACUUUUUGUAAAAAAUCAAUAUUAACACAUUAUUUCAAUUGUUUCCUUUUAUCGUUAAAAAAUAAUAAUAAAUUAUUUGUACCAUCAUUAUUUUCCUCCUCAUAAUAUAAUAAUAUACCAAAAAAAAAACAAACAAAAAAAAAAAAUUAAAAAUUAAAAUCUAAUCUCUAAUUAAAUAAUAAUACAUGUAUUACUUAAACUAAAAAC